AGUUCACAUGAGACUCUGGACAUAGUGGAGGAGAAGAAGCAGGCAGAGGUUGGGAUAGAAGAAACGCUAGUCGUAGACGAAACCAACAAAGGGAAAAUGCAAGUUGCCAGUGAUGCUGGGGAAACAUGUAAGGUGGAGCAUCUGUCAAAAAAGGACUCUUCAUCAUUGCCAUCAGAUAGUAGCAGCAGCAGCAGUAGUAGUGAGAGUGAGGAUGAAGAGGUGAGAGAAUACCAGCCACAUCAUAGGGCAAUUGAGGAAGUCAUCAGGGAAGAACAGGAAGAAGAGGAAGACGUAAAGAGGAAAGAAAAAAUACAGCAUGUGGAAGCCACACCUGAAGGCAGUAAACUAAAUGUACCAGCUGAGCACACACAAGUUACAGCUGAAUAUUUGGUCCAGGAAAAUGCAGUUACCAUGGCUACAGAAGAAAAGAAUUUGUCAGAGGAAAUUAAGCAAGAUUUAGGUGAAGAAAAAGAGGAAGAACAGCUCAAACUGAAUGGAGAUGUGUCUCAUGUUGACAUUGAUGUUGCACCACAAAUAAUUUGUUGUUCUGAGCCUCCAGUAGUGAAAACAGAGAUGGUAACCAUUUCCGAUGCCACACAGAGAACUGAAAUCUCCACUAAAGAAGUUCCAAUUGUUCAAACAGAAACUAAAACUAUCACAUAUGAAUCUCCACAGUUUGAUGGCACUGCUGGUGGCAAUGCUGGUGUGCUGCUGAGUGCACAGACAAUUACAUCAGAGUCAAUUUCUACUACCACAACUACACACAUCACAAAGAUGGUAAAAGGAGGGGUAUCAGAAACAAGAAUUGAGAAGCGCAUUGUCAUUACUGGAGAUGCAGAUAUUGACCAUGAUGAGGCCCUGGCACAGGCAAUCAAAGAAGCCAAAGAACAGCACCCUGAUAUGUCUGUCACAAGAGUGGUGGUGCACAAAGAAACUGAACUUGCUGAGGAAGAUGAAGAGUAAAAUCAAAAAUGUCCUCAAGCAAAUACGUCAGAAGUGAAAAUGAUACUGACCGUGAUCAGGACCAUGAAGAACUGUAAUCAUUCCAAGCCAUCACUACUCCACCGAAUUCACCAAGCCUAGCAAUGAUGACCAGAUGUCCAAGACUUAAAUGCCAAUACCAAACUCCUUUUUAACAUCUUUGGUCUAUAUUCCCUUACAGUCUGUCUUGUUUAUUUUUUAUAACCACUUCUUAACAAUCUUAGAUUUUUUUAAAUGAAAUUUUAGAGAGUAUGAUCUCCUUUUGCACAAAUACUUGUAUUUUUGAAGCUGAUUCUUAAUUAUAUGAAAGUGAACAAAAAAGAAGUCUGGAAAGCAUUGUUCACUGGAGCAGGUGGUAAUUGUGCAGGAAGGGGGAUCUUAACUAAUUUAGAGAUAGUUUUUUUCCAAAUAUUUCAAAUGAAAUCUCUUACUGGAGUAAUUUACAGAUUUUUUUGUUGUUUUUUUUUUUUGUCAGAAUAUUCAGGUAAAUAUAUGGUAUCACAUAACAAAGAUUUUUAUAAAAAUACAACAUUUCCUAAAAUUUGAAAAAAUAUAUUUCUUUGGAUAAAUUUUAUACUGAUAUUUCUGUAACUCUUUCUGUUCUAAGGUUCUCCUCUCUGUGGAGCAGAGAUGGUGUGGCAGUCCUUAGAGGAGAAGGAGUUGCAGACAAGUUUCUUCUGACUGAGCACUGUGUUCUUUUUGCACUUUGGUGCCAAUGCUCAACUUUUUGCAGACGAUUUGCCGUCUGCAGCAUUCCAGAUAAGGAAAGAAGGAAUAACAAAAUAUCUUUCUCUUCUUCCAACAAGAGAUGAUCUAGGCAGCUUAAAACCUUAGUGCUUUUUUUCUUACUGUGUCCAAACUUCAAUACUUCCAUUAUUUGAAUACAUGUGUAGAACGCUUGCUUUCUAUUAAACCUCUCUGUCUCCACGUUAGAACUGACAUUUCUGUUAUCGAGAAGGUCUACGUUUCAGACACUUUGUCUAAUGGUUAAUGCAGGUUUUUAGGUUACUGAGUAAAAGUGUACGAUGGACGCCAUUCGUAGAGUAAUAAGACAGUAGCAUCAUUUGAGACUGCCGUUGAGAAAACCUGUUAAAUAUUUUGGAUUUUAUUUGUAUUUUGUUCUCGCGGGGGGGUUGGUUGGUUGGGGUUUGGUUUUUUUUGCUGUUGACUCUGUGUAUAGUUAAAUUGCCAAAUUAGAUUUAUAGCAGCUUGAAGUUGUAUCAAGUGGUAUUUUGCUUUCUGUAAUUCUGUUAUAAAAUAAAGUUGUUUAUUCUCUGUA
This is a messenger RNA of Tauraco erythrolophus (red-crested turaco), 2260 nucleotides long. The record is from RefSeq and is a predicted model, not a curated record. NCBI's taxonomy places the organism in Eukaryota, Metazoa, Chordata, Aves, Musophagiformes, Musophagidae.